AUUGCUGAUGAGAAAAGGUAUUUAGCAGUUUAUGUUUACUAAAAUAAUUGCAUUUCCAUGUUCUGUGUACUGUGGGAGACCAGAUAUAGUGAAUGCAGGGUCCGGGGAGAGCGGAUAUAGUGAAUGGUGCGGGGAGAGCAGAUAUAGUGAAUGCGGGGUCUGGGGAGCGGAUAUUGUGGAUGCAGGGUCCGGGGAGAGCGGAUAUAGUGAAUGCAGAGUCCGGGGAGAGCGGAUAUAGUGAAUGCAGGGUCCGGGGAGAGCAGAUAUAGUGAAUGCGGGGUCCGGGGAGAGCGGAUAUAGUGAAUGCGGGGUCUGGGGAGACCGGAUAUAGUGAAUGGAGGGUCCGGGGAGAGCGGAUAUAGUGAAUGCGGGGUCUGGGGAGACCGGAUAUAGUGAAUGCAGGGUCCGGGGAGAGCGGAUAUAGUGAAUGCGGGGUCUGGGGAGACCGGAUAUAGUGAAUGCGGGGUCCGGGGAGAGCGGAUAUAGGGAAUGCGGGGUCCGGGGAGAGCGGAUAU
Molecule: messenger RNA, 515 nt
Organism: Staurois parvus
Lineage: Eukaryota; Metazoa; Chordata; Amphibia; Anura; Ranidae
Source: the annotation of a GenBank genome assembly